Molecule: messenger RNA, 530 nt
Organism: Priapulus caudatus
Lineage: Eukaryota; Metazoa; Priapulida; Priapulimorpha; Priapulimorphida; Priapulidae
Product: organic cation transporter protein-like
Exons: 5
Source: RefSeq, a predicted model, not a curated record
AUGAGAAGCGGCAUCAUAGCGCAGUGCGCUUUCUGUGUAACUCGCGGCAACGUCGCUCAGGCAAGCUUUCGAUUUCUGGCCCAGAACUUCGGCCGCAAGAUCUGUCCGCUAGCUUGGGCACACUCGUCGGAUCGGUGCCGCAGCUGCUUCUGGCGCGGCCGGAUACCAGACAUACCAGAGCGUGAUUACCUGCGUGUGUGGGCGCAAGAGGAUCUCAACGUCAUCGUCAUCGUCAUGGCAACCCUUGGCAAGUUUGCCUUAACGGUUACGUUCGCCGUCUGCUACCUGUACAGCGGUGAGAUCUACCCGACUGCCAUCCGGAAUGUCGGACUUGGAAGCAAUUCGGCUUGUGCGCGGGUCGGAGCGAUGGUGGCGCCAUAUAUCACCCUGCUGGCCAAGGACGUGGCGUGGCUGCCCAUGGUACUGUUCGGCGCGCUGGCAGUGGUUGCUGCUCUGCUGGCAGCCAUGUUGCCAGAGACGCGAAAUUGCCAUCUGCCAGAGACGAUCGAAGACGGAGAGAAUUUCAACAG